AAGAUAAAGAGGACAAAAAAGAGAGAGAUGGAGGACCUGAAGAAGGAAAUGGUCAUGGAUGAUCACAAAUUAACCUUGGAUGAGCUGAGCACCAAAUAUUCUGUGGACCUAACCAAGGGCCAUAGCCCUGAAGAGGCACAGGAAAUCCUGGCUCGAGAUGGACCCAAUACACUUAGCCCACCCCCUACCACUCCAGAAUGGGUUAAAUUCUGUAAACAACUGUUUGGCGGCUUUUCCCUCCUACUGUGGACUGGUGCCAGUCUCUGCUUCGUGGCCUAUGGCAUCCAGUUAUAUUUCCAUGAGGACCCUACCAAAGAUAAUUUGUACCUCGGCAUUGUACUAACAGUCGUGGUCAUCAUCACCGGCUGCUUCUCCUAUUGUCAGGAGGCCAAGAGCUCCAAGAUCAUGGAAUCUUUUAAGAGCAUGGUACCUCAGCAAGCUCUGGUAAUCCGAGGCGGAGAGAAGAUUCAGAUCCCUGUACAAGACGUGGUGGUAGGAGACCUGGUAGAAGUGAAGCGGGGAGACCGGAUCCCUGCUGACAUCCGGCUUAUCUCUUCACAAGGAUGUAAGGUGGACAACUCAUCCUUGACAGGAGAGUCAGAGCCCCAAUCCCGCUCCUCUGAUUUCACCAAUGAGAACCCUCUGGAGACCCAAAAUAUCUGCUGCUUCUCCACCAACUGAGUGGAAGGGACAGCCCGGGGCAUCGUGAUUGCCACAGGAGACUCCACGGUGAUGGGCCGAAUUGCCUCGCUGACCUCCGGCCUGGCAGUGGGCCAGACCCCCAUUGCUGUGGAGAUCAAACACUUCAUCCAUGUGAUCACAGCAGUGGCCGUCUUCCUCGGUGUCACCUUCUUUGGGCUCUCACUUAUCUUGGGCUACACCUGGCUGGAGGCUGUUAUUCUUCUUAUUGGCAUCAUUGUGGCCAACGUGCCUGAGGGGCUGCUGGUCACCGUCACUGAGAGUAGCUAAGUGUGUCUGACCCUGACAGCCAAGCACAUGGCUCCGAAGAACUGCCUGGUGGAGAACCUGGAGGCGGUGGAGACGCUGGGCUCCACCUCCACCAUCUGCUCCGACAAGACGGGCACCCUCACCCAGAACCGCAGGACCGUCGCCCACCUGUGGUUCGACAGGACCAUCUAUGAGGCUGACACCAGCAAAGAACAGACUGGGAAACCGUUUGCCAAGGGCUCUGAUACCUGGUUUAUCCUGGCCCGAGUCGCUGGCCUCUGUAACUGGGCUGAUUUUAAGGCUAAUCAGGAGUACCUUCCCAUAGCUAAGCGGGCAACAGCAGGGGAUGCUUCUGAGUCAGCCCUCCUCGAGUUCACCGAGCAGUCUUACAGCUCUGUGAAGGAGAUGAGAGAGAAAAGCCCCAAGGUGGCAGAAAUUCCCUUUAAUUCUACCAACAAGUACCAGAUGUCCAUCCACCUUCGGGAGGACGGCUCCCAGACCCACGUACUGAUGAUGAAGGGGGCGCCUGAGAGGAUCUUGGAGUUUUGCUCUACUUACCUUCUGAAAGGGCAGGAGUACCCAAUGGAUGAUGAAAUGAAGGAAGCCUUCCAGAAUGCCUACUUGGAACUGGGAGGUCUGGGGGAACACGUGCUAGGGUUCUGCUUCUUGAGUCUGCCGAACACUUACUCCAAGGGAUUCAAGUUUAACACCAAUGAAAUCAAUUUUCCCAUGGAUAACCUUUGUUUUGUGAGGCUCAUCUCCAUGAUUGACCCUCCCUGAGCUGCAGUGCCUGAUGCCGUGGGCAAGUGUCGGAGUGCUGGGAUUAAGGUGAUUAUGGUAACAGGGGAUCAUCCCAUUACAGCCAAGGCCAUUGCCAAGGGUGUGGGCAUCUCAGAAGGCACCGAGACAGCAGAGGACAUUGCUGCCCGGCUCAAGAUCCCUGUCAGCCAGGUCAAUGCCAGGGAUGUCAAAGCCAUUGUGGUGCACGGCUCAGAACUAAAAAAUAUGAACUCAGAGCAACUUGAUGAGAUCCUCCAAAACCACACUGAGAUCGUGUUUGCUUGGACCUCCCCCCAGCAGAAGCUCAUCAUUGUAGAGGGAUGUCAGAGGCGGGGAGCCACUGUGGCGGUGACAGGGGACGAGGUGAACGACUCCCCCGCGCUGAGGAAGGCGGACAUCGGCAUUGCCAUGGGCAUCGCUGGCUCUGAUGUGUCUAAGCAGCCAGCCGACAUGAUCCUGCUGGACGACAACUUUGCCUCCAUCGUCACAGGAAUGGAGGAGGGCAGCCUGAUCUUUGACAACCUGAAGAAAUCCAUCGCCUACACCCUGACCAGCAACAUCCCUGAGAUCACCCCCUUCCUGCUGUUCAUCAUCCUCGGUAUCCCCCUGCCUCUGGGCACCAUAACCAUCCUCUGCAUUGACCUGGGCACUGAGAUGGUGGGAUCAGAUCAUUAAUGGCAUGAAUCUUCAGCAAUACAGCUCAGACACACAUCAACCCUGCUAGAAGCAAGCCCCAGGCAGCACCCCUUCCAUGAUCUGCCUUCUGAGAUCCUUCUCUGAAUCAGGUUCCCCUGACCUGUGACUCUAUCACUCACAGGGGUGAUCCAGGCUCUGGCAGGAUUCUUCACCUACUUUGUGAUCUUGGCUGAGAAUGGUUUUAAACCUACUGAUCUGCUGGGCAUCCACAUCAGCUGGGAGAAUCGAUACCUCAAUGACCUGGAGGACAGCUAUGGACAACAGUGGACCUAUGAACAGCGCAAGGUGUUGGAGUUCACAUGCCAAACUGCACCCCUAACUCUCCCUCCCAACCUCCAACACCCCCUUAAACUUCCUCUCAGAAACAGGAUCCUAAUAUUUGGGAUCCUGGAGGAGACGUUCCUGGCUCCUUUUCUGUCCUACACUCCAGGCAUGGAUGUGGCCCUGCGAAUGUAACCACUCAAGAUAACCUGGUGGCUCUGUGCCACUCCCUACAGCGUCCUCAUCUUUGUCUAUGAUGAAAUCAGAAAACUCAUCAUCCGUCGUCACCCUGGCGGCUGGCUGGAGAAGGAGACCUACUACUAA
Molecule: messenger RNA, 3009 nt
Organism: Lipotes vexillifer (Yangtze River dolphin)
Lineage: Eukaryota; Metazoa; Chordata; Mammalia; Artiodactyla; Lipotidae
Product: sodium/potassium-transporting ATPase subunit alpha-4
Biological process (GO): proton transmembrane transport; potassium ion import across plasma membrane; sodium ion export across plasma membrane
Cellular component (GO): cell projection; sodium:potassium-exchanging ATPase complex; plasma membrane
Molecular function (GO): ATP hydrolysis activity; ATP binding; P-type sodium:potassium-exchanging transporter activity
Source: RefSeq, a predicted model, not a curated record